Messenger RNA from Ilex paraguariensis (yerba mate), 515 nucleotides. NCBI's taxonomy places the organism in Eukaryota, Viridiplantae, Streptophyta, Magnoliopsida, Aquifoliales, Aquifoliaceae. The record is from the annotation of a GenBank genome assembly.
CACUUUUCGAACUUUUCGUUUCAAUCCAAUCUCUUCGAGGAGAGAGAAGAAUAGAGUGCGAUCUAGAGUUUCAACAUUCGAGGCUAGGGUUUGAUUCCAAUCUUCUUUGAUCACGUACCAGUCUCCAAAUCGCAUCCCUUUCGUUUCGAUCGAUACCGCUUCGUUGAAUUAUGAACAGGUGAUUUUUGCGGAUAUUGAAGGAGAUCGUUUCUAACUUUGGGGAAAUAUCAAAGUUUGUUGCGAAUUUUUGGUUUUUUAAUUUGAAUCUUGGAGUUAUUAUGCAUAUAGCAGAAUUGAAGGAAGGGGAGGAGUUUGGGAGUGUGGAGGAGGAGCAUAAAUUAUCUGGUGGUGCUGCUGAGGUUGUGGUUGGUGGUGGCAUUCUGGUCUCCGAUGCAAAAAAAGUUUUGAUUGGAGCGGGCGCUCGCGCUCUGUUUUACCCAACGCUUUUGUACAAUGUUUUGAGGAAUAAGAUUCAGGCGGAGUUUCGGUGGUGGGAUUGGAUUGAUGAGGUAUAA